AUGUUGAGAAGGAAUACUAAAUGGUGUCCACCUAGGCAAUGGUGGUUUAAGGAGAAUUCUAAUGGUGUUGCAAGAUGGUAUUUGGGUGAGGUGGAUGCAAGGGGAGUCAUAAGGAUGCAUGUGGGAGAGAUGGUGGUUGCUUACUCUGGGAAUUUGAAGGGAAGUACUAAUGACCAAGUUGAAGGGAUGGUCUUACUUUGGGGACUCAAAGUUUCCCUUUCAAUUGGAUUCAAGGCUUUAACCACUGAAGGUGAUUCCAAACUCAUGAUUGAUGCAGUUAAGGGAUUGAACAAGGUUAAUUGGUCAAUUGAAGGCAUAAUUAAAGACAUCCACAAGUUUCUUCUAGGAUUGGAGCACUUUGAAAUUGGUCAUGUCUAUAGAGAGGGCAACGAGGUUGUUGAUGCUCUAGCAGCUUUGGGCUCCCAAAUCAAAGGAUGUAGAUUCUGGAGGAGGAAGGAUUCCCUCCCAAAUAAUGCUCAGUUACUCCUGCAUGGAGAGUCCCAAGCAUUGGAUUCAAAUGGGUAA
This is a messenger RNA of Cryptomeria japonica (Japanese cedar), 525 nucleotides long. RefSeq lists its product as uncharacterized. Lineage: Eukaryota; Viridiplantae; Streptophyta; Pinopsida; Cupressales; Cupressaceae. The record is from RefSeq and is a predicted model, not a curated record. Gene Ontology annotation, molecular function: RNA-DNA hybrid ribonuclease activity; nucleic acid binding. Bases 1 to 525 code for a protein of 174 amino acids. The transcript has a single exon.